AUGUCAACACCACCAACCAUUUCAAACAGAAGAAAAGGGCCACAAACCAGAACAACCAAUGCCAUCUCCGUUGCAGGAAUUAACCUCGAAGACGUUCCCGAAUUCUUAGAAGGAUGUGUUUUUCUUGUAGACACGAUUAAUUUCGAUGAAAAUGAAGCUGAGCUGUACAGAGAAAUGAUAAAGAAAUUAGGAGGAGAAGUGACCACUGUCUAUAAAAGCACUAUCACACACUUGCUUACGAGUUUACAAAAAGGAGAAAAUUAUUUCAAGGCAUUAGAGGAUAAGAAAACAAUUGUAUCUAGCUUUUGGCUUGACGAUUGUAUUUUAGUUCACGGAGUGCAACCUCUUGUUAUUACAGAAAAACAUGGAAGAAAAAUUCAAAAUCCUCUUCACUAUCCCGUAAAGGAUUAUCCAAUUACUGAAAUGCAAUCAUUUAACUUUGCCCUUUCUGGAUUUUCGAAAAAAGAAAAACUCAGAUUUCAAUAUUUAAUUACAGCAAUGGGAGCCAAGUUUUCGAGUAACAUGACUCAAGAAAAUACUCAUCUGUUGUACAAGGUGCCAAAUGGGCCCAAGUAUGAAACCUCUAUCAAGUGGGGCAUUAAACGAGUAGACAAAAAUUGGCUUUUUGAAUGCGCUCGUGAUUGGAAAUUAGUUCCAAUUCCUUCAACCACAGAUGACAAUCAAAAUCAAAAUCAAAAAAGAAAUUUAGAAUCUCAAGAUGCCUCAACAAAGAAACGAAAAACCGAAGAAGAAUAUGAACAUCCAUCCAUCGAGUCGUUGAUGACCUCUCAAUACAGAAAAUAUUUAUUUUUAACGCUUGAUUCGAUAGAACAGCUAAAAACAUAUUGUGAAAAGGUUUUAGUUGAAAAGAAUAAUUCAAAAGUGUUACUUGUCAAACAGUCCUCAGAAAGCAAUGAGCCAGUGAUUGAUAUGGAUUCGUUUUUAAAUGGACGUCUGGAUAUUCAAGAAUUUAUUGAAAAAAACAAACAUAAUUUAACCGUCAUUGAUAGUGAAAGAAGCAUGGCUGACCUUCUGUCAACCUCACAAUCUGCCGAGUCAGGUACUGAAAGCAAGUUUUUGAUACUAGGCCCAAUAGAAAUACCGACCAUGGAGGCGUUAAAUGUACAGUCCUAUCAACCAAAGAAAACGGGAUUGUUAUAUGAUCCAAGAAUGUGUUUACAUGAGGGUCCAAUUCCUGAGACGCCAGUCCGUAUAAGUCAUAUUUGGAAUAUGAUACAAGAAAAUCAUUUAUUGGAUGAAUGUGAAAUUAUGAAGUCUCGUGAAGUCACUACUCAAGAACUCAGCUUGGUACAUAGCGAGAAAUAUAUCAACGACUUUUUCGAAUUUAAAGGCCAAUUUACUCCAACAGAAAGUUUCAACAUGCUUCUUCAAGGCAUUGUUUCAGAUAAUGAGUACAAGAAUGAAGAUAUUCAUGUCAAUCAAUUUAGUCUAAAGGCUGCAAGACUGGCUGCAGGAGGAGUGAUCAAAUUGACGGAGAAGGUUUUAAACGGAGAACUGGAUAAUGGCAUGGCUAUCAUUAGACCGCCAGGACAUCACGCUCAAACCGAGGAUCCCAUGGGCUUUUGUUUCUUUAACAAUGUUGCUGUUGCGGCACGUGCUGCCCAAAAGUUUAAAAAUGUCAAUAAGGUGGCCAUUAUUGAUUUUGAUAUCCAUCAUGGAAACGGUACUCAAGAAAUUUUUGAAGAUGAUCCUUCUGUACUUUAUGUUUCAAUUCAUAGAUUUGAACAAAAUUACUUCCCUGGAACAGGAUCCCUAGAAGAGGUUGGUAUUGGAAAAGGAGAAGGGUUCACACUCAAUGUUCCUUUACCACCCAAAGAUUUCAAAAUGUCACCAACAGCCACAUUUGGUGAUGCUGAUUAUAUUGCAAUUUUUAGACAAAUUAUUAUUCCAGUGUGUAAUGAGUUUGCUCCAGAUUUAGUGAUUGUUUCAGCAGGUUUUGAUGCUGCAAAAGGAGACAUUUUAGGAAAGAGAAUGUCACUCACAUCUACUGGUUAUGAACAUAUCAUUGCCAUGUUAAAACAAUUGGCAGGAGGCAAACUUGUUUUAGCUUUGGAAGGAGGAUACAAAACAGAUGUUACAGCUAGCUGUGCUACCGCUUCACUUAAAAGUUUGCUUAAUCAUCCUCUUACUCCUCUCACAUCAAAACCUCCUUCUAAAGCCACUAAUAUUGCCAUCAAACAGGUAAUUGCACAACACGCUCCUUAUUGGAAGUGCUUGAAAGCAUUCACUGAAGUAUUUUUAGAAGAAGGCAUUGGACAACAGGUUCCACUAAAAUCUAUCCGAUCUCACCCCAAAUACGUCACAGUGGUUCCCAAUACAUCUUCAAAGCCAAUUAAACAACCUGAAGAGGAUGUUGAAAUGAUUGACCAGACUCCAUUACUUGAAGAGCCAUCUACUUCCCCUCGUGUUGUACCAAAGGAAAAUAUUAUCACUGUAGACAUUCAUGGAAAAGGAGAUUUUUGUACCAUUUCUGAAGCAUUAGCGUUUGUCGAGAAAAUUGGAGAAAAUCUUAAUGUUGAAGAAUUAAGUAGUUCUGAAACAUUUAAACAAAAGGUGAUCAUUUUCUUGAAGUUAGGUCUCUAUCAAGAGCAGCAAGAAGUUGUCAUAAACUCCAAAUUUAGCCACAAAAUUAUUCACAUUAUCGGAGAGGAUCAAAUUGAUGGAAGUGGUUGUCCCAUUAUUUUCUCAAAAACACCAUUUACUAUUAGCAAUUCAAAUGUAGUAAUUGAAAAUUUAUAUUUCAAAAAGAAUGACGAGUAUGAUACUGGUUUAAAGAUUGACACUCAUUGCGAGUGUGAGAUUAGAAAUUGCAGAUUUAGAAAAGUGAACAUUGUUUCUAACUCUUCUGAAACAAAUCUCAAGAUCACCAACUGUGAGUUUAAAGAUGUCAAUGGUGUUGCCUGCGAUAUUCAUGGAAGCGUUGUAACUAUGGACAAGUGCAAGUUCUUGUUCAACGCCACAGCUGUUCAAUGCGACAAGACAACUAUCAAACUUUCAAAUUCCUUAGUAUCCAGUCAAACUGGAAAGGCCAUCAUUCUUAACCAGUCAUCAGGCUCAAUCCACAAUAAUGAAAUUAUAAGAAACAAGGGUCUAGGAAUUCAAUUGACAAACGACUGUAGAGAUGUGAAAAUAUUCGAAAACUCAAUUUUCGGUCAAGCAAGUGCUGGAAUUGUCGCACAUGAAAAAUGUAAAGUGACAAUCAAAAACAACAAGAUAUUUGAAAACCAAUUUGCAUGUAUUGAAAUUUCUGUAAACUGCACAGCGGAUGUUAUUGAGAAUGAAAUUUAUAGAGGAAAGCUUUGUGGAAUUCUAUUUGUGGAUGGCUGCUCUGGAGUGAUCGAAGGCAACAAGAUUUAUGAAAACAGUUUUGCGGGAAUUGAAAUUAGAAACUCGUUUCCAAUCAUUAGAAAUAACAUCAUUUCCAAUAAUUUACAAAGUGGUAUUCAUCUGAAAGGCCAAUUAACAGAUACAAGAGUACUCAUCACUGGCAAUGAAAUUUUUGAAAAUAAUUUCUCUGGCAUUGAAGUUAAAAGCCAUGCACACCCACAAAUCAUUGGAAAUACCAUUAGAAAUGGUAAAAAGCAAGGAGUCGUGCUCAUUGAACAAGCAAAAGCUCAUAUUGAACGAAAUGAAAUUUCUGGUAAUGCUUCAGAUGGAAUCAGUAUGGUUGGACACUCUGAAAUAGUUGUGAAAGAAAAUCAAAUCAAAAUGAACAAAACCUCAGGAAUUAGAGCUAAAGAGUCAUCAGCAGUAAUUACUGACAACCUUAUUACAGCCAAUGGAGAGAGUGCAAUUGUUAUCAAAGGAUGUGAAACGAUUGAAAUUGCUAGGAACACAAUUUCUGAACAUCACUCCCAUGCAUCCAUUGCAAUUUCAGAAUGCAAUUCUUUCAAUCUGACUCAAGACAAUGUUUUUGUCAAUAACUUGUCCAAUCUAGAUCCUACUCAAGGUUUUGUUGUAUGGAAAAAGUAA
Naegleria fowleri is the source of this 3993-nucleotide messenger RNA. RefSeq lists its product as uncharacterized. The transcript is spliced from 5 exons. Gene Ontology annotation, molecular function: histone deacetylase activity. The record is from RefSeq and is a predicted model, not a curated record. NCBI's taxonomy places the organism in Eukaryota, Heterolobosea, Eutetramitea, Acrasida, Naegleriidae. Gene Ontology annotation, cellular component: histone deacetylase complex. Gene Ontology annotation, biological process: chromatin organization. Bases 1 to 3993 code for a protein of 1330 amino acids.